GGAGUGUGGGAAGAGCUUCAUACACAGCUCCAGCCUGAUCAAACAUCAGAGGUCCCACACUGUGGAACGGCCUUACGAGUGUGCGGAGUGUGGGAAGAGCUUCAGCAGCAGCUCCAGCCUGAUGGAGCACCAGAGGAUCCACACUGGGGAAAGUCCUUUCGAGUGUUCCAUGUGUGGGAUCAGCUUCAGGCAGAGGUCCAAGCUGAUCCAACACAAGAGGACCCACACUGGGGAGAGGCCCUACGAGUGUGAUAAAUGCAGGAAGAGGUUUAAGACCAGCUCCCAUCUCCUCCGGCACUAUCAGACUCACACAGAGGAGAGGCCCUUCCACUGCCCUGAUUGUGGGAAGGGAUUCUGGCGGAACUCUGAUAUCAUCAGCCACCAGCGCAUCCACACUGGGGAGAGGCCCUACGAGUGUGAUAAAUGCAGGAAGGGGUAUAAGACCAGCUCCCAUCUAAUCCAGCACUAUCGGAUUCACACGGAGGAGAGGCCCUUCCGCUGCCCUGACUGCGGGAAGGGAUUCACGUACAAGGGCACCCUCGUCACCCACCGGCGCAUCCACACUGGGGAACGGCCAUACAAGUGUGGAGAGUGUGGGAAGAGAUUCUCCCGGAGCUCUCACUUGACCCAACACCAACGGAGGCACCACUAAGGGAAGUCCUGCGAGUGCCCCGAGUGCGGGAAGAGCUUCGUGCGCUGCUCCAGCUCCAUCCCCCACUGCAGGAGCCACGCUGGGCACAGCCCUGGUGACCCACAUUGCCUGUGAUCCAUGCUGGGAGCACACCUGGCUGCUUCUCCUUUUGGUUUGGCCUUAAUGUUUUUAUCUUCUAGUUUUUUAUCUUCUCCUUCUCUUUGCACUCCAGAAACCUAAAGGGUUUCUGUAAUCUGCAACUGCAAAACCACUCACAUCGCACUGAAAACAGCUCCAUCUUACCAGAAAAGAGCUCAAUCCGACCUGGAAAAAACGCAAUCCUGCGCUCAACCCUCUGGAUUCCACAGCCACCAGAGUAAGAUGGGAUUCAGAGGCGAUUGACAGAAGUGGGACCCGAAUUUGGAACACUGGGAUGGGAAUUGUUUGGGUCUGGGUGUGUGGGAUGUAUUUGAUAGCAAAUAAAACUCUCG
Pyrgilauda ruficollis (rufous-necked snowfinch) is the source of this 1122-nucleotide messenger RNA. Its product is annotated as zinc finger protein 436-like. The record is from RefSeq and is a predicted model, not a curated record. NCBI's taxonomy places the organism in Eukaryota, Metazoa, Chordata, Aves, Passeriformes, Passeridae. Gene Ontology annotation, molecular function: DNA-binding transcription factor activity, RNA polymerase II-specific; RNA polymerase II cis-regulatory region sequence-specific DNA binding. Bases 122 to 652 code for a protein of 176 amino acids. The transcript has a single exon. Gene Ontology annotation, biological process: regulation of transcription by RNA polymerase II.